Molecule: messenger RNA, 402 nt
Organism: Cetraspora pellucida
Lineage: Eukaryota; Fungi; Glomeromycota; Glomeromycetes; Diversisporales; Gigasporaceae
Source: the annotation of a GenBank genome assembly
UUUCGUGGAGUGUAUUUUGAUCGAGUAAAUGCAUUAUAUGGUAUGAAUUAUGAUGGAACAAAUUUUGUAGGGAUUUUUUUAACAAAUGGUAGAUAUACAGAGGCUGCUUUUGCUGAAGUUAAAAAUUAUGAGAAUAAGCUUUUUCUUUGUAAUAUUGAUAAUUUAUAUGAUACUUUAAUUAGAAUUAUUAAAAAUAAUAAUAAUAAUAAUAGUGAUAGUAAUGAUAAUAAUAAUUUAAUUACUAUAGAAAAUACUAAUAUUAAUAAUUAUUCUAUUGUUUAUCCCAACCUUACUAUUAAUUAUACAGGUGUUGAAAAACAAGUAGUUAUAAUCAAGGAUAGUAUUAGAUAUUCACCUUAUAAGAGAAUUAAUAAUGAUACAAAUAAUGAUAUAACUGAUUAA